AUGACUUCGUCCAGCGCCGUGGCUGCUGCCAUACCAGGGCUCGCAGCUGGUCUUGAUCCUCGCCCACCCGACCACGGCCACGGCCAAGAACGAGGACGUGCAGGAAGUCACGGACAGGCGCUAGGCGACAGCACAGACUACGCGCAUACAAACACGACUGCAGAAGACGACAGCGUGUCAAGUAUAGUCCCUUUCUCGCAGCCCGGCUCGCUGCCGACGGCGCAAGGCCAGUCUGAGGAAAGUUCAGCUAGGCGGCCAGGAUCAAAAGUAAAUGAGGCCGCACACGAAAAUCUUGUGCACAUUAAAAACGAGGAAGCGCUGCUCUCGGACGCACAUCAAGAACUUCAACCCGUGAACAGGGUAUAUUCUGAAGCAGACCGCAACAGAGAUCCGAAUAGCGCCAAAGAGGAAUCCGAGCCGCAGAGUGCACAAUCACCAACAGAUAGCACUGCCAAAGAUCAGUCUGGCAGUCAGAAGAGCGCUGCAGUGUCUCAGGACACUUGCGCUGCACAAGCGGCUGACUCCUCAACUAUCAAACUCGAACCACAUCAGCAACCAGAGCGGUCUCCACCGCUCAACCAGGCUCUCCCGGACAAAGCGACAGAGAAUCCUUCAGGUUCAGCUGCACUAUCAAUGCCCGGUACGGGAGGUGCAAAGAAACUGAACGAAUCAACUAAACCAGCUGCGGAAGACUCCCAACGACCCAUCUCUGCCACUCAGCCGGACCGCAAACACGACGGAGAUCCGGUGAAGAUGGAUUACUCCAACCCGAAUGAGAACGCUUUCGAUGUUACUGGCGGCCAACUGCCCAUGUUUGGCGAAUCGUCAUUUCUCGCUGGCACGAACGCGAACCCGCAAACAUUGGAUGCAUUAUUCGCCAAAGGCAGCGGGGUCUAUCCGGGCCUGACUACAGAGAUGAUGUCCUUCGCAAACUUCCCACAACCCGCUGAAUUCGCACCUGGUCUUGGUCACCCCAGGCCACUGAUGACGGUUGCGCCAUCCAGUCUGACUUUCGACAUUGAUCCACCGAGUCUGCGCGACCAAGGCCGUGGGCAAAACGCAGAGGAUGACGACGCUGACCACCUCCGGUCAUUUGCGCGCCUUGAAUUUGCUGACAGCACAUUUCGCAUGAACACCUAUGGCGUCGUUCUUGGUCGCGAUCAGGCCGCUAUCGACCAUUCUUUGAAGAUGGCCGAACUCCAAGAGCAAUUCGAAGCCGACUGUAUGAAAGCCGACCGUGAAGGCCGAUCAAGGCCUUCGGAGCCGAGAGCUCCCAAAUCCAUUGUUAGCCACAAGGGAGGCAUUCUUGGUCCGGAAUAUUCAAGAUCCGAUGCCCAAGUCCCAGCAAACAAAUCCGACUCUCCCUCCAAGGAGGCCAGUACUGGUGCUGAGAAGGCUUUCCCAGCAGAAGAGCAAGGAGAGGCCGUGAUCCAUGGACGUGAGUACCACUCCACGCCUGGGGCGGUGGCAGUCGACACCAAGGCUCUACGAGUCAACCCCGAGGCGGUCGUGUUCCUCCCAAUUCAUUCCCCUGGGGAACACACGCAUAAACGGUCCAAAGCCAUCUCUAGAAAGCACUUGAAGAUCAGCUACAAUCGCCAGCGUGGUGUCUUUGAGGCUACAGCACUCGGACGCAACGGAAUCUUCAUCGAUGACAACUUCCUGGCGCCUCACAAAACAGUCGUUCUUAGAUCUGGCGACUUCGUACAGGUCAAGGAUGUUCACUUUGUUUUUGUUAUCACUGGCCUUGAGAAAGGCCAAACUGGAGGGGAGCGUCUCCAUGAGCAGCCAGCGACCGGCGGCAAGACGAUGAGCUUUGAUUUCGCCCCCCGACGACAAGGCCAUAUGCGGGAUACAAGCUCCCUAUCUUCAAUCGACCCAAAGGAAAUACAGGACGUGGAGAUGGACGACGCCGACGAAGCUCCAGCAGCACCGAAGGCCAAUGCCAAGACGAAAGCCAAAUCCAGGGCUGAGGCCCCUGAUGUUCCAGCCAAAUCGGUCGAAAUGGUCAACGCGGAUCGGGAGGACGCGCCUGACGAUACAAAUCGGCAAGUAACAAGUGGCUCGGAGACAGCAGCGCAACAACACCACUCAGACGGAGAUAUCCAGAUGGAGGACACAAUGGCAGACGAUGACGCACAGAUGGCCGCUGCUGCCGCAGCGCUGGCUGGUGCCAGCAAUGACGAAAGCCGGCAACCGACAGCAGAAGGUUCGCCCGAUACGCGAAUACCUGUGCCCAUGAGCCUGCCCGCGAUCCCGCUAGGAAUAACCACUGUGGAGGAGCUGCGACAAUACCACGAGCAACACAGCGGUGGAGAGCCUAGGAAGAGAGGCCCGGGUCGUCCACCCAAGAAUGGAUACAUGUCUAAGCGGGAGGAACGGGAGUUUAAGAAAUUGCUCCAAGAACAGCAACGGAUGGAGACUGCACACCAACAGCCCGCAGAGCCUCCCCUGAAGCGCAAGGUUGGCCGGCCGCGCAAAAAUCCCUUGCCCGAAGGAAUGGAGGAGAGCGCGGCGAAGAGGCCGAGAACGGAUGGUCAGGAACCCGAAUAUGGCGAUGCAGGGUCCGACAACGAUAUGCCGUCCAGUAAUCCAAAGAAGCCCAGCAAAGUCGCCCGGCCCAAGACACCUCCAUUGGAGCUGAACAGGGAAGACUAUACCGACGAGCAACUGAUCAAGCCAUCGGAGAACUACGCACAGCUGAUCGACCAGGCUUUCAUGGGGGCACACCCCGAUGGCUUAUCGCUGAAGCAGAUCUACAAGCGCAUCGCCAGCCGAUGGCCCUAUUUCCACUUUUGCGCGGGCACCAAGGGAUGGGAGAGCAGCGUCCGUCACAACCUCCUUGGAAACGCAUGCUUUGUGAAGAACAAGGCUUCUGAUCUCUGGACUCGCGUACCGGGCAUGUCGUUGGAGGAGGGCAAGAAGAAGGGAAAACCUGAUGGCCCCGAGCAAAGCGCCGGAAUGCAGCCUGGAUCAACCCCCAUGUCAACGGGCCAGGGCGGCUCGUUGCAUGGCCAGCUCCCUCCUUCGGGCUAUCAUCAUCCACCGGGCGCUCUUGGUCAACACCAAAUGCCACAAAACUACCAGACGCACUACCCCCAAAUGGCCCAGCCAGGCCAGGCGCAGCCAACCCAGGUCCACCAACAACCGCUUGCAUCUCAGCAGUAUCAAACUGGCGCGUUGUCAGGCUCCGGCCCACCUGGUGUUACACAAACCAACGGACAUCAGCAGCUGCUGCAACAACCUCAGCAGAUCCCCCAGCAAACUCAGCGGCCACAGCAAACGAUGAGUGCCCAGGCAUCAUACAACUCUGCUCACGGGCAGCCCAAUCAACCAGGACAGGGUGUGCCUGGCUUUACUCAAGGAAGCAUGCCACAGACAGGAGUCUCGGGCCACUCUACAGUAGAGAACCAUGGCACGCUGGAGCAAGUCCGAGCAGUGGGAUACUCUCCGCAUAAUCCAGCGUCAGCUGCUCAGCAUGUUCACGCUGCUUCCAAAGCCCCUGCCUCGGGGUCUGCGCAGCCUCCGAACGGCCAAACUGCCCCAUCGCCGAGUGAUUCGCAACGCAGAGGUGCCGUCAACCCGCUGAUUGUGGCGCGCCUCAGCAAACUCCGCGAACAGAUAGCGACGGGCCUGCGGGCAGCCAGGACCCCAGACCCAGACGCUAUCAUCUGGUGCGCUCUCGACCGUCUCGCAGGCCUCCGAGACGAGACUAUACCGCCUGAGAUACCCGCAAAUUUGGUGUCCACGUGCUACAAAGGCUUCGCCAAUAUUGUCCUGCCGAACCAGCCCCCACUGAUCGAUCCAGGGACUCUCGCUGCCGUACUUGGUUUCCGCGAGAAAAGCCAUGAGCUUCUGCGAGGAAAGUUUUCGGAGCCUCAGCGAACCACACUGCUCCAUAGUGUCAUCUUCCGAGAGCUAGGACUCGCCACGGAGAGUCGCGUCAAUUUCCCGGCAGGCAAUCUAGAGGCCGUCUUGCUCAAUGGCUUGCACUCUUUGCUUGGCGGAGGCCGUCGCCAAAGCACGCAUCGCCUGGCGAGUGCCACACCAGCACCUAGUGCGGCAUCGCCACCUGCGCCAGCUCUGGCUGCUCAACCUGCAGCGGUCUCGAUGCCCAGGGCUGCGGAAAACCCAACGCCUGCGGCUGCGCCUGCACCGUCAUCCGUAUCCGUACACGCGCCCGUUGUUUCUGCAACUACGGUACCCCAGCAGCAAACUCAGGCUCCAGCCCAGCCAGUUCAGCCUGUGGCACCGCAAGCCCAGAGUGCAACACCAGCUCCCGCACCUCAACCUGCGCAGACAACACAGACACCCACAAACACACAGGCUUCCCCAGCGCCGCAGCUGAAGGCAGCCACUCCGGCUUCGCCUGUUCUUUCCAAGCCUGCGUCUGUGCCGCCAUCUGGACAGCCCCAGAUCCAAGCCACGACGGGGAGGCCCGACACAACGGCGUCCCAGAGCGCAGCACCGACUCCCGUGGUCCAACAGCCGCCUCCGCCAAACCAAGCACCCGUCAUGUCGACUGCUCCUGCUGCUACAGCUGCUACUCCUCAGAUCGCGUCGCCUGUGCCUACCCCAGCACAGACGCAGACACAGAUGCAAGCGAAACCUCAAGAACAAUCGCCGGUGCGGCAUUCAGCGCCAGAGUGA
This is a messenger RNA of Emericellopsis cladophorae, 4650 nucleotides long. RefSeq names its product Forkhead box protein J2. The record is from RefSeq and is a predicted model, not a curated record. Lineage: Eukaryota; Fungi; Ascomycota; Sordariomycetes; Hypocreales; Bionectriaceae. Gene Ontology annotation, molecular function: DNA-binding transcription factor activity; sequence-specific DNA binding; protein binding. The transcript has a single exon. Gene Ontology annotation, biological process: regulation of ribosomal protein gene transcription by RNA polymerase II. Gene Ontology annotation, cellular component: nucleus. The coding region runs from base 1 to 4650 and encodes 1549 amino acids.